Messenger RNA from Psilocybe cubensis, 1467 nucleotides. RefSeq lists its product as uncharacterized. NCBI's taxonomy places the organism in Eukaryota, Fungi, Basidiomycota, Agaricomycetes, Agaricales, Agrocybaceae. Bases 1 to 1467 code for a protein of 488 amino acids. The record is from RefSeq and is a predicted model, not a curated record. Gene Ontology annotation, molecular function: protein binding. The transcript is spliced from 2 exons.
AUGCCUUUCCCUCUAGUCCUUCAGAGAUCAUUCUCCUCGCAAUUAAAGACAAUCUCUUCUCCUAGUAAACGAACAGUUGAGAUCGAGGCCUCAACUCUGAUCAGGGAAGAUCAUUCUGUGCGACAUGUCUCCACUGCGCUAUUCGAUGUUUUGCCAACCGAAUUGAAAGUAGAAAUCUUCCUGUAUUGUUUACCAGUACUCCCCACUUUUCACCCUGAUGAAGCACCAGUGGCACUAACACGUGUGUGCCGCUCGUGGAACAGCCUUGUGCUAUCAACGCCUCGAUUAUGGUCGUCGUUUUCAAUAUCUAUUGAAGGCGCUGGUGCAGCUGCAGCUGCACGCGACAUCCAACUCAUGGACAAUGUGAAACGAUGGCUCGAUCGGUCUAAUCCAUACCCACUCCAUAUUCGACUCACACACAUUGCUCAACCUCACCUGCGUGAUAACGAAAGCCAUAGAUCUGGACAGAUACUUUCUCUAUUGAUAACGCAUGUACACCGCUGGAAACACGUUGAAUUCUUCAUUCCUUCUGGAACCUCCUAUGUCCUUCUGCGUCUUGGUGCCCAUCAACUUCCAGCAUUGAAAUCACUUUCUCUCAGAACCUAUGGAUCGUUUGGAUCAUUGGGACUGUUGCAGUUUCCCCUCUAUCGGAUUCCUUGGAGUCAAAUUUCAGCGGUUACCCUACAAUUGGAGCAAACCUUGAUGUCGAUCGAACAUUGUCUUCAUAUAUUGGGGCAGGCCGGAGGUCUUCAGGAGUGUUCUCUCAAUGUAAACUGUACCACGCCUAAAUGUGAUACACCCCUCUAUCCCGUUGUCUUGCCAUCCUUGAAGACUCUCGGAUUGACUUUACGACGAGGCGCCAUGGUUAACCUCGUCCACUUUCUGGCCGCGGUUGAAUCACCCAAUCUGCAAGAACUGCACAUUGGCUGGUUCGUUCCAACGGCGCAGUCACCGACAACGAAUUUUCACGAUUUACUCCCUUUCUUUACGAGGUUCUCGCACUCAUUAUCUCAGCUCACUAUUGCAUACCUUCCUUUAUCUACCCAACAGCUUCAUGCUAUCUUAUACCAACUUCCUAAUAUCACCCAUCUCACUCUGAAGUAUCCAUUGGACGACCCAUCCCAAGAUCCCAUCACCGACGAAUUCUUUUCCGCCGGAACGUUCACCACUCCGUCAACUGAAGCCACCGCAGAGAGUCCGACUGAGUUUUUGCUUCCCCGAUUGAAGCAUUGCAAUCUUGAAUGCCACGGAGCGGGUUACACCUCUGCCGCUCUUGUCGCAUUCCUCCGUUCCAGGACCUGUCAAAAUUAUGAUAUUGAUCCUUCCACUGUCCUUCAUAGGAUGUCGGUGAUGAAAUCCUUCCGGAUACUGUCUAUGAAAGUUAUUUUAGAUGCUGUUCAGGCUUUAAACACGCAGUGGAGGGUUGAAGGGAAGAAUAUUUCUAUCGAUACGUUAACCGUGCGGUGA